CCUCCUCCUUCUCCUUCUCUUUCUCCGGAGCAAGCGCUCUUCCAGCGGGUUGCAGUUUUCAGUUCUCAUGGAGCAGUUCUGGGCAAGCCAGCCGAUGGGACUCCAGGCCACACCAGGAGGAUGGAAUUUAUUUUAAGGUCUGCGCGGGGCGGCCAUUGGCGGCGGAGUGUCACGUGACCGCGGAGGCGUGCCAAUGUGCCCCCUCGCGGGUGUCAAGCCCUUCUCAGAGUGUGCGCCUACCAACGUGAAGCCUCGCGAUGCAAAAAGCGACCUACUACGACAGCUCGGCGAUCUACGGCGGCUACCCCUACCAAGCAGCCAAUGGGUUCGCUUACAGUGCCAGUCAGCAGCCGUACGCGCCGCCCGCCGCUCUGGGCACCGAUGGCCUUGAGUACCAUCGGCCCGCCUGCUCCCUCCAGUCCCCCGCCAGCGCUGGGGGACACCCCAAAGCUCACGAGCUGAGCGAGGCAUGUCUCCGCAGCCUGGGCGGCCCCCCGAGCCAACCCCCAGGCCUGGGGGAUCCACCUUUGCCUCCACCGCCCCCGCAGGCAGCACCCCCGGCCCCACAGCCUCCGCAGCCCCCGCCACAGCCCCCUGCACCCACUCCUGCGGCUCCCCCGCCUCCUUCUUCUGUCUCCCCCCCUCAAAGUGCCAACAGCAACCCUCCCCCCGCCAGCACAGCCAAGAGCCCCCUGCUCAACUCUCCCACCGUAGGCAAACAAAUCUUUCCCUGGAUGAAAGAGUCGAGACAGAACGCUAAGCAGAAAACCAGCGGCUCCAGCUCAGGGGAGAGCUGCGCCGGCGACAAGAGCCCGCCCGGGCAGGCCUCGUCCAAGCGCGCGCGCACGGCCUACACGAGCGCGCAGCUGGUGGAGCUGGAGAAGGAGUUCCACUUCAACCGCUACCUGUGCCGGCCGCGCCGCGUGGAGAUGGCCAACCUGCUGAACCUCACGGAGCGCCAGAUCAAGAUCUGGUUCCAGAACCGCCGCAUGAAGUACAAGAAGGACCAGAAGGGCAAGGGCAUGCUGACCUCGCCCGGGGGCCAGUCCCCCAGCCGCAGCCCCGUGCCUCCCAGCGCCGGGGGCUACCUGAACUCUAUGCAUUCGCUGGUCAACAGCGUCCCGUACGAGCCGCAGUCGCCCCCUCCCUUCUCCAAGCCCCCCCAGGGCGCCUACGGCUUGCCCCCGGCCUCCUACCCCGCACCCCUGCCCAGCUGCGCUCCCCCGCCGCCCCCACAGAAGCGCUACCCAGCGGCGGGGGCAGGCGCGGGGGGCACCCCCGACUACGACCCGCACGCUCACGGCCUGCAGGGCAACGGCAGCUAUGGGACCCCACACCUACAGGGAAGCCCCGUCUUCGUGGGGGGCAGCUAUGUGGAGCCCAUGAGCAGCUCUGGGCCAACACUCUUCGGCCUAACUCACCUCCCCCACACCACCUCGGCUGCCAUGGACUACGGGGGCACUGGGCCGCUGGGCAGCGGUCACCACCACGGGCCGGGGCCCGGCGAGCCGCACCCGACCUACACGGACCUUUCUGCCCACCAUCCUUCUCAGGGAAGAAUUCAGGAAGCGCCCAAGCUCACCCACCUGUGAUGACGGGCUCGGGCCUCGCGUCAGAGAGCUGCCCUCCCCACCUUCUUUGCUUCCUUUUUACUUUUUUUCUUUUUCUAUUUUUUUUUUUUUACCUUCCUCCUGCCUCUCCCUUUCCUCUUCUGCACCCUCUCCCUCAUUUUGUUUUCUUUGGUAAUGCGUUUUUAUAGUUUAUGUGACGCAGCAAUCUUGGUUGCUGAAAAGGCUGUCUAUCAGUAGCGACAUUUACCCCCCCACACCACCACCGUGUGCCCCGGCCUCCGGCCCUGCACCCUCUACCUUCUCCACUCUUUGAUAAGAAACAGGGUAUAUGAACAAACUUUCUAGUCGAGUUUUCAAUGUGAAUUUGUUCAGACGUUAUGGCUCCCGAAAGGAAGCGACUGCGUGUUUUUUUUUUUUUUUUGAGUUUUAGUUUUUGAAAUUGCACUUCUUGUAAUGAGCGAGAAAAAGAAAUCAAAGGCGCUUUGAAACAGGGGCUGCCUGUGCGAAGGUGACUGAGUGUACGUCUUUCCGUCUGUGUAUGCUGGUGAACAGUCAGAUUUAUUUAUAUUUUUUGCAAGCAUUAAAUAGUCUAAGUUUUAAAUAUUAUUUAUCCCCCAUCCGUUCGUAUUUAUAUUAAAGAAAUUCUGUACCCUGGUUGUUCAGAAGGUUUCUCGGGCCUUUUGUUCAAUGGUGUAUUGGCAUACCUAUAAAAUUUAUUUGAAAGGGAGAGAAAAUUUCUUUAUAAAAACCGUAGCGAUGCAAUAAGAGAGGACCCAGAGUUUGAAAACAGCGGUUUGGGUUUGUAGCAUCCGGCAAGACUGAACGCUAAAAAAAAAAAAAUGAUAGAUUUGUUUUACAUUCCUUGCUGCUCACAUUCAGAGAAACAAAACAAAACAAAAUAAUAAAAGUUUUUAUUCUGAUUAA
This is a messenger RNA of Meriones unguiculatus (Mongolian gerbil), 2495 nucleotides long. RefSeq names its product homeobox A3 (gene Hoxa3). Gene Ontology annotation, cellular component: nucleus. Gene Ontology annotation, biological process: regulation of transcription by RNA polymerase II. NCBI's taxonomy places the organism in Eukaryota, Metazoa, Chordata, Mammalia, Rodentia, Muridae. Gene Ontology annotation, molecular function: RNA polymerase II cis-regulatory region sequence-specific DNA binding; DNA-binding transcription factor activity, RNA polymerase II-specific. The transcript is spliced from 3 exons. The coding region runs from base 258 to 1592 and encodes 444 amino acids. The record is from RefSeq and is a predicted model, not a curated record.